AUGGGUCUCUUUCGAGCGUUGGCUCGCCUGGCCAUAAUCGGCCGCUUUGUGGCUCCAAGGCCAACCAUAAGUUCAAUUUCUGCCAUUCAGGCUCUCCGAUUCAACUCCUCAGUGUCCAAAGACCAAGAGAAGCGCCCCAGCUUGACUGCCCAGAUCUUCAGACCUGACAAGGACCAAAUCACAGACGAAGAUUUGGACGAAUGGCUUAAAGCUGUGAAAACCUUGAAAGAGGGCAACAAGCAACCCGAGACAGAAACAGAACUCUAUCUUCUGGAGUUCUUGAAGCCAGAGCAGUUCUUACAAGAAAAGUUUGAGCCCUCAGAAGAACAGCUAGCCGAGGUGGAGAAGUAUAAGGGAACGCCUGUUCCACUUAAAAUCGACCCAGUGGUGGAGCAUUUAAUUAACGUCAUCAUGAGACACGGUAAAAAGACGAAAGCCAGGACCACGGUGUCUAGAGCCUUAUACAUUGUUCACUUGAAGACAAGACAAGACCCUGUGAGGAUUCUUUACGAAGCAUUGGACAAAAUGGGUCCACUUUUCGACACAAGAACAGAAAAGACUGGUUUUGCCAAGAACAGGGUUGUUCCUUUCGCUUUGAACUUGCGCCAAAGACACCGCUACGCCAUGAAUUGGAUCAUCGAAGGCUCACGCAACAAGAAGUCCAACUCCUUCUCCGUAAGGCUAGCAGAAGAGAUCAUCAACGCCCACGAGGGCCGCUCAUCGGGAUACGAUAAGAGAGCAAGAAUGCAUAAGGAAGCCACCGCCCAGAGAUCGUACCUCAGACCAUAA
Candidozyma auris is the source of this 789-nucleotide messenger RNA. Its product is annotated as mitochondrial 37S ribosomal protein uS7m. The coding region runs from base 1 to 789 and encodes 262 amino acids. The transcript has a single exon. The record is from RefSeq and is a predicted model, not a curated record. Gene Ontology annotation, cellular component: ribosome. Gene Ontology annotation, molecular function: rRNA binding; structural constituent of ribosome; mRNA binding. Gene Ontology annotation, biological process: translation; ribosomal small subunit assembly. Lineage: Eukaryota; Fungi; Ascomycota; Pichiomycetes; Serinales; Metschnikowiaceae.